Molecule: messenger RNA, 510 nt
Organism: Zingiber officinale
Lineage: Eukaryota; Viridiplantae; Streptophyta; Magnoliopsida; Zingiberales; Zingiberaceae
Product: lysM and putative peptidoglycan-binding domain-containing protein 2-like
Exons: 5
Coding region: 1-510 (169 amino acids)
Source: RefSeq, a predicted model, not a curated record
AUGGGAUCUCUUUCCCAUGAGAGAAAAUAUGAUACCUUUGCUCCUCCCUCGUCUCCUUGUGCGUUGAAGUACAUCGAGCAUUAUGUAUCCAAGUUGGACACACUUGCAGGCGUCGCCAUAAAGUACGGUGUUGAGAUUGUAGAUAUCAAGAGAACUAAUGGUCUAACAACAGAUCUUCAAUUGUUUGCUCACAAAAUAUUACUUAUUCCUAUUCCUGGAAAACAUCCACCAUCUACUCCAAUUCAGUAUAAUGGUUCUCUCGAUGACAGGUAUCUGAGAGCUAAUUACCUUCAAGUGAACAUUCCACCCGAGAUUGGAGAACUUAGACUUGUCAAGCAAUUUGCUCAGGGGCACAAUUCCUCCAUCUAUUGGCUCUCUGAACCAAUUAUGAUUUCUCUUAAUUCUGCAGAUUUGAUUGCCAAGGGAAAUUUGUAUACUCGAUCACGUGAAGAUGAAGCCAGUAAGUUACUGGAAAAGGCUUUAAAGAUUCAGUUGGGAAGAGGAUUUUAG